This is a messenger RNA of Vombatus ursinus (common wombat), 2136 nucleotides long. RefSeq names its product disintegrin and metalloproteinase domain-containing protein 20-like. Bases 1 to 2136 code for a protein of 711 amino acids. NCBI's taxonomy places the organism in Eukaryota, Metazoa, Chordata, Mammalia, Diprotodontia, Vombatidae. Gene Ontology annotation, cellular component: sperm head plasma membrane; external side of plasma membrane; plasma membrane. The record is from RefSeq and is a predicted model, not a curated record. Gene Ontology annotation, molecular function: metalloendopeptidase activity. The transcript has a single exon. Gene Ontology annotation, biological process: proteolysis; male gonad development.
AUGGGGACUGCCAGAGCGCAGCGCCUCCUGAGCGCCCCGCUCAUGGUGCUCGGACUCGGGGUGCUUCUGGCCCCGGUCGGCGGCCAACCCCAUCAAUCCGGCUGGCGCUUCGCCUCCUCCGAGGUGGUGAUUCCCUUGCAGCUGGGAGGCUUCGACCACAGGGAUCACCCUGGGCAGCUGUCCUACAUGCUCCACUUCGGGGGCAGGAGACAUGUGGUCCACCUACAACUUAAGAAGCUCCUGCUGCCCAGGCACUUGCCUGUCUUUACUUAUACUGACCAAGGGUCGGUCCAGAUGGACUACGCCUUCAUCCCUAAAGACUGUUACUACCGAGGCUAUAUAGAGGGGGCCCUGGGUUCCCUGGCUGCCCUCAGCACCUGUCAUGGGGGUCUCCAGGGGAUGCUGCAGGUGAACUCUCUUUACUAUGAAAUCGAGCCUCUGCCGGCCUCUCCCAUUUUUCAGCACUUGGUUUAUCCAGUGGAGAAUAAAAAGAAAGGUCCUGGCUGGAAGUGCGGCUUAAAUGACGAAGAAAUAGAUCGUCAGGUCUUGGAGAAAAAGGGAUUGAGACAGUCAGUGCCUAGGGCAAGUCCCAAGGACAGCUGGUGGCCAAGAACCAGGUUUGUGGAGUUGAUGGUGGUAGUGGAUAAUUUUUGGUAUAAAUAUGCUUGGGAAAAUGAAACUGAGGUGAUAUACCAAGUGUUAGAAGUAGUCAAUAUAAUAGAUUCCCUGUAUUAUCCGAUGGAUGCCUACAUAAAUUUGAGUGGAGUAGAGAUCUGGACGAAUAGCAACCCAAUGGAUUUUAGUAAUGGCAUAAAGGUAACGUUGGAUGUAUUUUCCCAUUGGAAACAAGCAAUUCAUGAGCGUUUGCCACACGAUGUUGCCCACCUCUUUGUUCGCUAUAACUUUGGUAUAGACAAGGGUUUAGCUUAUGUUGGUACGAUAUGCCACAGCCUCAAAUCAGCUGGCGUCAAUGCAUAUGUUGAGGAUAACUUGUUGGAAUUCUCUGUCACUGUUGCCCAUGGACUUGGUCAUAACCUUGGCAUGAUUCAUGACCGUGACUUCUGUAUCUGUGCACAAAAGCAAUGCAUCAUGUAUGCCGAUUUCGGCUUAACUGAUGUCUUUAGCAACUGUAGUUAUGCCAGUUAUUUUGAUCAAUUUAGUGAACAGUUUAUAGAUUGUUUAGCAAAUCCACUGGAGACUUACAAAAUUGCCCCUUCAAAGCUAUGUGGUAAUCAGGUGGUCGAAGAGGGAGAAGAAUGUGACUGUGGAUCAGUAAAAGAAUGUAGCAAGGAUUCUUGUUGUAAACCAGGUUGUACCCUGAGGCCCCAUGCUGACUGUGCUUCUGGACUGUGCUGUGUAAAUUGUAAGAUUGCACCAGCUGGAACACUUUGCAGACCCGCUAGGACCCCAUGUGACCUUCCAGAGUACUGCAACGGAACUUCGGUGCUGUGCCAGAAAGAUUUUUACAUGCAGGAUGGAACUCCAUGUACUAAAGAUGCUGUUUGCUAUCAGAAUAUUUGCAGUGACCGAAUUCAACAGUGUAAAGCUAUCUUUGGUGAAACAGCCUAUGAGGCUCCCCUGAUCUGCUACAAAGAAGCAAACGUGAAAGGUGAUCAAUUUGGGAACUGUUCUUUAGAUGGUCAUACAUACAGGAAGUGUGACACAGCCCAUGUUUUGUGUGGAAGGCUGCAAUGUACUAAUGUCAAACAGAUUCCCCGUUUAGAGGAAUUCACUACUGUACUCCAAGUUUACGUGAAUGGAGUUACGUGCAUUGGAAUGGACUCUCUCAUAGGGAAGGAUACUGGAAAUGUAAAUAAUGGUGCAGUGUGUGGCCAUGGAAAGAUCUGCCUGAAUAAGAAGUGUGUUGAUUAUUCUGCACUGAAUUAUGACUGUACAGCCAAAAAGUGCAAUUCUAAUGGUGUAUGCAACAACAAGAAAAAUUGUCAUUGCCUAAGUGGGUGGGAUCCCCCAUUCUGUCUUAAAAGAGGAUUUGGUGGAAGCAUUGAUAGUGGCCCUCCUCCAAAAUGGAAAGCAAAUUAUGCUUUAAUUGUUUGCUCUCUAGCUUCUCUGUGUCUUGGAUUUUAUGGGACACUAAUAGUGCUUGUCUGGUUAGCAAAGUCAGCAUUUGUCAUCUAG